Molecule: messenger RNA, 1107 nt
Organism: Mesorhabditis belari
Lineage: Eukaryota; Metazoa; Nematoda; Chromadorea; Rhabditida; Rhabditidae
Source: the annotation of a GenBank genome assembly
AUGUGGUUAUCUGUGGGAGUUUUCGUGGCAAUGCCGAUUUUGGCUUUUACUGCAUCAGUGGUUUCGAUAAAAGAUAUCGUUGAUCGUGAAAGGCCCGAAUUUGAGACUACGUUAAAGGAGACGGAUUUUAGUGCAAAGAGCACGCUCGAGCCGGCGGAUCUUGUUAGAUUGGGCAUCGAAGUGAAACAAGAUCCCACAAUGGGAAAUAAAAUGGAAGGCGAUAUUGCGACGAGCGUUGAUGAGAAACCGCUUUCCGAUGCUGUUCGCCGAUCCACCCGGAACGCUAUUCGACAAACUUAUCGUCGAUGGCCGAACGGUGAAAUCCCGUACACUCUUUCCUCGCAAUAUGGCUCAUACGCUCGCUCAGUGAUUGCCAAAGCGAUCAAGGAAUACCAUGAUAAAACGUGUGUUCGCUUUGUUCCCCGCGAUCCGAACAGACACGCCGACUACGUUUACAUACAUCCAGAUGAUGGCUGUUAUUCGCUGGUGGGCAGAACUGGUGGCCGACAACCGCUCUCUUUGGACUCUGGCUGUAUUCAGGUUGGCACAAUUGUGCACGAGCUCAUGCACGCUGUCGGAUUUUUCCACGAGCAAAGCAGAUCUGAUCGUGACGAAUAUUUGGAUAUUGUUUGGAGCAAUGUGAUGAAAGGAGCCGAUGAUCAAUUCGAGAAGUACACGAAUAGUGUCAUUGAUCACCUUGGAGAGCCCUAUGAUUUCUCGUCGAUUAUGCAUUAUGGCCCAUACGCUUUCAGUGGAAAUGGAAAGAAGACACUUCAACCGAAAAAGGGAAACGCUGAACGAAUGGGUCAACGGGUGGCUUUUUCCGAGAUCGAUUUGCGAAAGAUCAAUAGAUUAUAUCAAUGCCCUAUACGACAAAUUCAAGUAAAUGGAAACUCCGUGAUUGAGAAUCAGUGUCGAGACGAGAAUUGGCGAUGUCCAUUCUGGAUGCUCUACGAUUUUUGCUCGGAUUUUGAAGAGAUACGAUUUAUCGUUUGUCGCCAAUCAUGUGGACAGUGUACAACCACAUUUCGACCAUCAAAAGCCACAAAACCACAGAAAAAAAUGUUCCCCCUUCGACGAAGCAUCAUUGGAAUCCACUUUGACGUG